UUAGGCCUAUAUAUUUUUACCACAAAUGCCUACACUUUUAUUAGAAGAUUUCACACACACAAAAUAAAAAACUAAAAUAUUUAAUAAUAUAAGUAUGUAUUUUUAUUCAUACAUAUGAUUGGUUCGACUGCUAAUACUGGAAAAAGAGGCUGAAACUGUGUAACUUGUCAAGUUGUCACAAUUUCGAUCUUGUGUAUAUUUGGAAUUUAUCAUUUUCACGCUGUCCGUCUGUCCACCGCUAGAAAAAAAAAUUCAGUUUUGAAAAUCAAUGGCCACCGUUUUGCAAAUCCCGUCGCAUUGCCUUAGCAGCAAACCCAUCUCGUUUUCAGCUCCAACAAAUGGUAAAAUCAACAGAUUAUUUUGUAUCUCAAUUUCGAGUAAUGAUAAGUCCCUCAUCACCAGAUUUAGGGUAAGGGCUUUGAAGGAGAAAACAGAGGAGAUUGGAAAUCCCUCGUCUGCUGAAGAAGUUACCAAGAAAUAUGGUCUUGAAGCUGGGCUCUGGAAGAUAUUCUCGUCGAACGAAGAAAACAAAGAGACUACUACAAAGUCGAAAGGUGACCAAGCAAAAGAACUCCUAGCAAAAUACGGAGGCGCGUAUUUAGCCACCUCGAUAACCCUUUCUUUGAUAUCAUUUGGGCUAUGCUAUUUUCUAAUAAGUGUCGGUGUGGAUGUACCGGCAUUGCUGCAGAAGGUUGGGAUCUCAACUAACGAGACGGGUGAAAAAGUAGGGACUUUUGCGUUGGCUUAUGCUGCCCAUAAGGCGGCUUCACCAAUUAGGUUUCCGCCGACUGUGGCCCUUACGCCUGUCGUUGCUAGUUGGAUCAGGAAAAAAGUUGAUGGGGCAAAUGAUAAAAGGUCAUGAGAACUAAGAUAUAUAUUAGAUAUAUAUGUAUAUAUACAUUCAGUUGUCCAUCAUGUAAGGUCACAUUUUUCACUAUAAAGAGCAGUAAUUAUUGUUGCUGUUGCCCUAAUUGCUGUUGUUGCUUAGUGUUGUUAAAUUAAAUGAGCAUGGCUCGGCUUGUUAAUGCUCGAAAAGAGAAUUUUUAUAU
Molecule: messenger RNA, 1049 nt
Organism: Striga asiatica
Lineage: Eukaryota; Viridiplantae; Streptophyta; Magnoliopsida; Lamiales; Orobanchaceae
Source: the annotation of a GenBank genome assembly